AUGUGGACUGUGUUUGACUGUUUGAAAAGUAGCAAAAGAGUUCUGUUUGUGAGGAAUUUGAUUCGGGAAGUUGCUGGCUUUGCCCCAUAUGAGAAGAGAAUCACCGAGCUUCUUAAAGUUGGAAAGGAUAAGAGAGCACUAAAAGUGGCUAAGAGAAAGUUGGGAACUCACAAGCGAGCAAAGAAGAAGAGAGAAGAGAUGUCCAGUGUUCUCCGCAAGAUGAGAGCUGGUGGAGGUGGCGAGAAGAAGAAAUGAAACUUGUGUGGUUAAUUCCCAUAAUGUAUAAGGACAUGCUCUAGAUUAAUAUUUUUCUUAUCCAGAAGGAAAUUGAGUGGAUUUUUGAACAUUAUGUUAGAUGAACUGUGAUGUUAUUAGAACUUAUAUUUAAAUUUCUUCAAGUCGUUUUUUUAAUUGCACCUUGCGGCCA
Benincasa hispida (wax gourd) is the source of this 427-nucleotide messenger RNA. Lineage: Eukaryota; Viridiplantae; Streptophyta; Magnoliopsida; Cucurbitales; Cucurbitaceae. The record is from RefSeq and is a predicted model, not a curated record.